Molecule: messenger RNA, 958 nt
Organism: Ceutorhynchus assimilis (cabbage seed weevil)
Lineage: Eukaryota; Metazoa; Arthropoda; Insecta; Coleoptera; Curculionidae
Source: the annotation of a GenBank genome assembly
AAUGAAUUGGUCGACUGGAAAUUACCGUUCUGGAAUGGAGCUCAAGAAGACUCCGAUUCAAAACCAUUUGGUUCGGUUCAGACUCCCUGAAUAAUCCAGAAUAUAUUGCAAGUGAUAAUUCUGAUUAUUUUGAUGGUUCUGUCAGCUCCAGAGAGCCAGAAAAUGUGAAAUAAAGGGGCACUAUUUUAUUUUUCGUCUGUUUCCCACAGGGCCACUAAAAUUAACAGUCUGACUUUCCGUAUGGGCCACAGCGGGCGGGCUGUUCUAUAUAAUUUAACAUACUAUCGGGCAUCUGGCCUAGAGAACUUUGAAAAUCUGACAGCGAUAGUCGGUCAUUGGUAACCGCCGUGGCCUACCAAGAACUACAAUGAUCGUUCACCAUUGACCGCCAUGGCGCUUAACGUGUUUAAGGUAGGUUUUAGUGGAAAACAUUUUCUUAUAAUGAUAUGAUUGUUAUUUGUCAAAAUUUGACAUUGUUUUUAAUUUUUUGAUUAAUUUUUUUGAAUUUUCUACACUCAUGUUCCCAAGAGACCUUGCCGGCCACAUACAAUUGGAGAAACUCAAACCCGACAGGCAUUUUUCGGACGAAAUUCGCCAUAUCAAAUGUCCGAUAAUCAAAUUGGUCAAACGGCAAAUUGAAAAUUCGGACAAUGUAUUUUGCGUACGAGCCGCGAGAAACAAGUCGUUGAGUCAGCAAAUAUGGAAGCACAGGUGGACGAUAGUGCAAUGGUUGGUGGUAUUCCUGGUGAUGGUGUGCCUGUUCUUUUUCGGGGCGAUGCUAGGGGCGGGCAUUUGCUCUUGCAAUUUAUCUCAGCACAGUUUGCCUUGUACAGGGAUGUUUUCAUUUUUUCCUGGGUUCAAUAUUGCCAGGACACGUACAUUUAUUUAUUAGUGUAUAUUAUACCUAUUUUUUAAUUAUUUAUAAUUAUUGGUGAUAUAACAUUAUAUAUAUUAUGAA